AUGUACAUUGUGGCACAUGUUCUACCUGGAUGUAUCCUGGGGAUCACUUUGGACGUUCUGGUACUCAUCAAUCGAAAGGAAGAAGAUUUCAUUCACAGAAAUUGGAAAUUCAUCAGAAUCACUGGUGUAACGACCAAAAAAACAAAUUUAGUUACUGCAUUACAGAAGCGUCGUUUGCAUUUUGACGACACCCAUGCAAGGCACUGCAUUGAACGACAUUUACUCGAAAGCAGUUAUUUUGAUAUCCGUCCUGAUUAUCUUGUGCUAUGGUUCCUUCAUUUUUUUCCUGAGAAAAUUGCGCAUGAUAUUCCAGGCAGCGAGAAGGCGAAGAGUAUCUAUCGGUCCUUAUUCCUUAUAAGCCUGUCGGUUGUCCUCGGCUAUUUCAGCACAGUGAUCAUAGUUUCGAUGAAUGAGCUCUUGAACCUAAAAUUCAAUAUCAUCUACCUCAGCCUAUUCGCUGGAUUGUUCGCAACUCUAGCAACUUCUGUCAACUUCUUCAUUUAUUACGGCAUCAGGUUAGCGAUGCGGACUCAGCUUUUUCCGGUACAAAGCAAGGAGUACCGUGCGGUCUUCGAUGAGUUGCUCGGCAUCGGUCGGCUGAAAAGAAUGCUCUUUAAAACAGCUGCACUGACAACAACUGGCAGGAUCACGAUCACUAACGUGGGAUAG
Messenger RNA from Ostertagia ostertagi, 669 nucleotides. The record is from the annotation of a GenBank genome assembly. NCBI's taxonomy places the organism in Eukaryota, Metazoa, Nematoda, Chromadorea, Rhabditida, Trichostrongylidae.